CGCUGGUCAUACUACCGACGCACUAGUGCUUCUGCUGUAUAUUUCACGCUGGAAUUUGGAUAUUCACGUAUAAAGUCAUUAAUUUCCAUGGAUUGAGUUUUCGUAUUUCGCAGUUAUAAGCUCUCCUUGUAUUUAAACUUGCAGCUUAAAAGCUCGCCUUACGGCAAUAGGUGUUAUAUGACCUUCACAGAAUGCCUUUCAUGAAAGGACCAGCUCCGAUACGGAGAACGUUGAAGUACUUGAAUGCGGGCCGCAUUCACUUCAGAGAACAAGUAAAAGUUGUAACAGUAAAUUACCUUACGCAUGGCGCGCCAGGUAAAGGUGCCAGGGACUUCGUCUUCUGGCAUUUGCCCCAGAUGCAGUACAAGAAUCCUGAUGUACAGAUUCUUACACUACAGAACAUGACACCAACACCUUUCAUCAGAGCAUGGCUUGAGAGUGGUGAAGAUGUCAUACUUGACGUUGACUGCAAAAGCAAGGAUGAGAUUUUUAACCAAGUCUUGAGGAUAUUGGGAAAGACAGAGGAAAAGCUUGCAGAAGAGGCAAGGCAGGCAGAGAAAAGGGACAAUCCCGCCAACUUUGGGUUUGGUUGUCCAAAGCAUUGCAUGUGUGAGGUACCAGGGCAGGUACCCUGUCCAUCCAUAGUCAAGCUACCCAACGAAAUGCGUGCCAAACAUAGAGGUCGUAAGCACAAGGAUGACCCAGCCGGUGGCUAUGCGCGGCUAUGGUAGUUACAGUGCUCAGUUAGGUGUACAAAUCUCAAAAUGCUUUCAUUAUAUUUCUAAUUUUAUAUUUCCUAUAGCUCCAAGCAACUAUCUUUGCAAAGUGUAAUGUAGGAAAAAUGUCAAUAACCUGUGAACAAAUUUAAUGUGAAUGAUAAAGGUUUGAGUUUAUUGACUGUUAAGUUUUCCAAUGCUCUGGAGAAAACCAGUUCAUUAUUAUUAGUACGUGUGCAGGUCAAGUUUAGAAUCAUCUCUGACUUCAAACCAAUUCAAGUCUGAAUAAUUUUCUAAACACAUAUAUGUAUUUAUCAACCAAGUUUAUAGUUCAGUCAGGCGAGUGGAAUGAGCUUAUCAUGAUUCCACAAUAUGGAGGUAUGUGAAGCAUAUCCUUCUAUGUACAGAGUAAUGUAGAUAUAAUAUUGAAUAAAGUUUCUGUUAAUUAAA
Molecule: messenger RNA, 1166 nt
Organism: Priapulus caudatus
Lineage: Eukaryota; Metazoa; Priapulida; Priapulimorpha; Priapulimorphida; Priapulidae
Product: probable 28S ribosomal protein S25, mitochondrial
Exons: 4
Coding region: 192-731 (179 amino acids)
Cellular component (GO): mitochondrion
Molecular function (GO): structural constituent of ribosome
Source: RefSeq, a predicted model, not a curated record